AGACAUGGUAAAUAUCUCCUUAUACGAGAACAAUUCAUUCACAAUAGCUGCAAUAUUCAACUACAGAGCUUGAAACUUGUGCUCCCAUUAAGCUUUACGUACUUAGAGUUUAAGGUUUGCAAAGGACAACCUUUCUUGAAUUGGCUUUAUAUAGUCCAGCGGAAAAGUAAAAAAUCAUGCACUUUGUGAAGAAAGCACCCAAUUCACAGGAAGUGUAGACUUUAACAUGAUAAUGAAUCUUAGAUAUGGAGGCAUCACCAAAAUUGAUGCUGACGGCUUAAAAUUUAGGAUUUCUUAUAUUCUCUUAUUAAACUCUAUUACUGUUUAAAAUUGUGAAAUUGCAGGUUCACAUAUAGCAAAAAUGACUUGCAUGAUUAGAAAGCUUACAAAAAAACUACAUAUAAGACUUUUAAACGGCUGAUUGAUUUUCCAAGCAGUUUUCCAGUUAUUGCUAUUUAAAAACGUGAUAAAUAGGCAAAAAUCCCGCCAAAGUCCUGGACACUAGCCCUAAAACAUAUUUUCAACCGCUCAUAACUCCAGAGGAGUUGGAAAAUCAAAGUAACUACUUAAAUGUCUUAUAUGCAGUUUUUUGUAAGCUUUCUAAUGACGCAUGUCAGUUUUGCUAUAUGUGAACCUGCAAUUUCACAAUUUUUAAUUGUAUAAGAGAUUAAUAAGAGAAUAUAAGAAAUCCUAAAUUUUAAGCCGUCAGCAUCAAUUUUGGUGAUGCCUCCAUAUCUAAGAUUCAUUUUCAUGUUAAAGUCUACACUCCCUGUGAAUUUGGUGCUUUCUUCACAAAGUGCAUGAUUUUCUCAAAUAUCUGUGCAUAUCCACUGGACUAAUUAGACUAUUGUUAUUUAGUUGGUAGGACUGUAAUGAUAAAUAAUUUGUAUUGAUUAUUGUAAUGCACAACAGAAAGACACGCGUACAUUGUUUUGUGUUGCUUUUAUAUUGUACCUUGCUAGCAGAGGUUUUCGAUCGUUAGACGGUAGAAGAGGUGGAGAAGUACAGAAUGUUUUACGCCAAUAUUCUAAAAGCUCACUCGCACUAAAAGAGUGGAGGUUCAAAGUCUGAGCUUCUCUUGACUGUCAUUGCUGUUUUUGAAUAACUGGAGGGUGAGUAGUCACAUAGUAAGGUAUGACACUAACCCUCAGAAACAGCAUUGACUCUCAAGGAAAGCUCAGAUUGAACCUCCACUCUUUGAGAGUGAGUGAGCUUUUAGAAUACAGGCGUUAGUUUUUGCCAAAAAGAUUGGUAGAAAGUUUUGCCUUGCUGAUAAACAAGGUGGCGACUUUUUGACAUAA
Paramuricea clavata is the source of this 1301-nucleotide messenger RNA. Lineage: Eukaryota; Metazoa; Cnidaria; Anthozoa; Malacalcyonacea; Plexauridae. The record is from the annotation of a GenBank genome assembly.